Closterium sp. NIES-65 is the source of this 5511-nucleotide messenger RNA. NCBI's taxonomy places the organism in Eukaryota, Viridiplantae, Streptophyta, Zygnematophyceae, Desmidiales, Closteriaceae. The record is from the annotation of a GenBank genome assembly.
AUGGCUACUCCUAGUGUCCUAGCUUUUGACGCUGAGGGUCGCGCCAUUGAUUUUGAGGUCUGGUUAGACGACCUGCAGCUGUUCUUACAGUGCGACAGGGCUGACGACCUUUCUCUCUUUGAUCUCACCUCUGGCGCCUCUCCUGCUCCUGCUGCUGAUGCUGAUCCCGCUGUCCGCUCUAAGUGGGCCACCCGCGAUGCUGCUGCACGUCUUGCUGUGCGUCGCCACCUCCCUACCUCUGAGCGUGCGCACUUCAGUCAGUACAAGAGUGCUCAGACCUUGUACGACGCUGUAGUUGCGCGCUACUCCUCCCCUGCCACUGCUGCACUGAGCCGUCUCAUGCUUCCCUACCUCUUUCCUGACCUCUCUGCCUUUCCCACUGUCGCUGACCUCAUUACGCACCUCCGCACUAGUGACACUCGCUACCGCGCCGCCCUUCCUGCUGAGUUCUGCGCUAAGAACCCCCCCCCCAUGUACAUCGCUCUCUACUACGUAGUCGCGCGCCUCCCUGACUCCCUUCGAGUCGUCAGGGACCACUUUGUCGCAGUCUGUCCCACCACCCUCACCGUCGACCUCCUCGAGAAGGCCCUCCUCGCAGCGGAGAAGAGCAUCGUCGCUGUGGGUGCUUCUCGUGGUGACCCUCGCACCCCCAUCUUUGAGGGGUGCUCUCCUUCCCCCUUGCUGCCCUCUGUUGCCUCUGCUGCUGCUGCCGACCUGCUUGGUCUUGAGUCGGUCGGCGCGGCGUCUACCCCUAGUGGGAGACGUCGCUCCAGCAAGGGCAAGGGGGGCAAGGGCGCGGGUGGAGCUGGAGGGGGCGGUGGAGGUGGCGGCGGUGGCGGCGGAGGGAGUGGGGGUGGCGGCGGGACUAGUGGCGGGGGUGGUGGUGGUGGUGGCAGCAGCGGCGGAGACGGUGGUGGUGGUGCCAGCGGUGGUGGUGGAGGCAGCGGCGGAGGUGGAGGCGGCGGAGGUGGAGGCGGUGGAGGCGGCAGCGGAGGAGGCAGUGGUGGUGGAGGGGGUGGGUCUGGUCGGGGUGGUACCCAGCAGCGUAGCGGCGGUGGUGGUGGCCAGCGCUCGCAGCGGCAGCAGCAGCAGCGCUCUCGGGACAUCCCUUCGCCUCAGCAGCUUCGUGAGUGGUACGCUGGGCGUCAGAGGGGUGGGGGUACUGGUCCCUGCACCUACGUUCUUUGUUCCGGCGACCGCGCGGGUGAGCAGUGUGGGGGUGCCCACGCCACCCAGCGCUGCUUUGGCCGCCUGACGGACGCCUGGCGUCAGCAGUUCCCUGGGGCUAGUGAGAUCCCUCGCUGGGAUGAGCUUCUCAGGGCUGGUGUAGCGAUCUUUGAUCUUGAUUUUGAUGCUAUCCUUACUGCUAUGUAUGUUGUGGAUUAUAGUGAGGAGAAUGAGGGUUACCGCUGUUUCCAGCCCGACCCGGGCAUUGGUACUGCUGCGCUAGGUGCUUGUGAGGCUGCUGCUCUAGGUGCCAGUGCGUCUGCGCUCUCAGGUACUGGUGCGACUGCGCUCUCAGACCGCACUACCCUUACGCCGCUCGGCCGGCCGAUUGCAGUCUCCCUUGCUGACCCCUCUGGGGGUCCUGUCCUGUCUCACUUCUCCACUGUCCUCCCGUGUCCGGCUGCCCCUUCGGGCACCCUGUCGGGUCUGUACCUUCCCUCGUUCUCUACGAACUUGGUGAGUGGAGCGGACCUGCAGGAUGUGGGUGUUCACCAGUUCACUCCUGCGAGUCAGCGGGUGACCCACUGCACGGAGGCACGCACAGGCCGACACCUGGCCACGUUCUCGCGUCGGCCAGGGUCGAGUCUCUACACCCUGACCGUUGAGUCUCCUCCUGUCCCUGCGUCUGGUCAGGUGGCUGCGUCGGGUCAGGUACUUGCUGCUGCGUCCCGGUCAGGUCCUGAGUCUGCCCCCUGUUCUUGUCGCCUCCUGUCUCACGAGACUCUCCUGUGGCACCACCGUCUUGGCCACCCCUCCUUGCCCCGUCUUCGGAGCAUGGCUUCCCGUGUCCUUGUCUCUGGUCUUCCCCAGUCUCUCCCUCCUCUCCCCUCCGGGCCAGGACCUUCCUGUGUCCCCUGUGUCGAGGGUCGCCUCCGGGCUACUCCUCACUCCUCCCACUUCCCCCCGACAGAGGCUCCCCUGCAGACGCUUCACAUGGAUGUGUGGGGCCCAGCCCCCGUCCGUGGGCAGGGUUACGAGCGCUACUUCCUGUUGGUGGUUGACGACUACUCGCGUUACACCACAGUCCUCCCCUUGCGCAGCAAGGGUGCGGUCACUGAGGUGCUGAUCGACUGGAUCCGCGAGGCUCGUCUCCAGCUCAGGAAGAGCUUCGGCUCGGACUUUCCUGUUCUGCGUCUGCACUCUGACAGAGGCGGAGAGUUCUCUUCUCGCCUUCUGCGAGACUACUGUCGUGCACGGGGGAUCCGCCAGACCUUCACGCUUCCGGACUCACCACAGAAAAAUGGGAUUGCUGAGCGCCGCAUUGGCAUGGUCAUGGAUGUCGCUCGUACGUCCAUGAUGCAUGCGGCUGCCCCCCAUUUUCUGUGGCAGUUUGCAGUGAGGUACGCGGCGCAUCAGCUCAACCUUCACCCCCGGGUCUCUCGGCCUGCGAUGUCCCCAGUCUUGCUGUGGACGGGAAAGGUUGGCGAUGCGUCUGUGUUCCGUGUCUGGGGAUCUCGGGCGUUUGUCCGCGACUUGUCUGCGGACAAGCUGUCCCCUCGUGCUGCUCCCUGUGUCUUCCUUGGCUUCCCCACUGACGCCCCAGGGUGGCAGUUCUACCACCCCUCCUCUCGUCGUGUGUCCCAGGUAGACGCCGUUGACCCGGUCGAGGUUACUGGUGACUCUGGUGCUGCUGCGGGUGCUGAGCCUGGGGGUGCUGACUCUGGGGGUACUGUGCGCGGGGGUGCUGAGCCUGGGGGUGCUACUGCUGGGGGUGCUGGGCCUGAGGGUGCUACUGCGGUGGGUGCGGAGCCUGGGGGUGCUGAGCCGGGGGGUACUGUGCCUGGAGGUGCUGGGUCUGGGGGUGCUGGGUCGGGAGCUGCUGAGCCUGGGGGUGCUGAGCUGGGAGCUGCUGAGCCUGGGGGUACUGCGUCUGGAGCUGCUGAGCCUGGGGUUUCUCCUGCUGCUGCGUCUCGCCGGGAGCCCCCCCUCUCCACAGGAGCUGCGCGAGUGGGUGCGGGUGCUGCCGGUCCCGGAGCUGCUGGACCUGCGGGUCCUCCUGGAGCUGGAGCUGCUGAGGGCGUUCGUGCUGAGCCUGCUGCUGUUGGCCCUGCCGCUGGAGGUGUGGGUGGCGCUGGUGCUGUCGCUGAGGGUGCUGGUGCUGUCCCUGCUGAGUCAAGAGCUGCCGCGCGGCCUCGGCCGUACUUCGUUCCGCUCCUGCAGCAGGUUCUUGGUCUUUCUCCUCCAGUAGAGGGUCCACCGCCUGUCCAGUCGCAGUCCCUGCUGGAGCCUUCCUCUCCACUGCCUGCUCCCUCUCCUUACACUGGUCCUACUGGAGGUCUUGCUGAGCGUCGUGAGCCUGCGUCUCGUCCCGCGUCGCCUGUUCGUGCUGCUCGCGCUAGUGGUCGCAGUUCGCGUCAGCGUCCUCCUCCUGUCCCUGGCACGCACCGGAUGUCUCUGCGUCCGUCCACUGCUCCUCUGCGUGCCCCUUUGCCUUCUCCUCCUGAGUCCUCUCUUCCUGCGCUUGCCGACCCUGAGUCGGACUCUCUUCGCGCUGCGAGUCCUACUGUCACGCGUCUGCUUGCUACUGUCGUCACUGACCCCUCUUUUGAGUCCACUGCUGCGUCCGCUCUAGUCGCUGAGCUCGUUGACUUUGCUGCUCGCUGUCGUCUCGACUACGCUGCUAGUCUAGUUGCUGAGUCUGCGUCUGUCUGUCCUCCGUCCGUCGGGGGUGAGUGUGCUCUUGGCACGGACGUCCUAGAGGACAGGCAGGAGGAGUUACAGUGUCUAGCGGCUGCUUCACCUCAUCUCGCGUCUGUACUGCUUGCCCCUGAGGGAGACCCGGAUGCACUAGACAUCCCGACUCCGCGUUCUUACGCGGAGGCCGUAGAGGGUCCCUACUCCUCUCAGUGGCAGGCAGCUAUGGAUGCAGAGAUGGCUUCCUGGAAGUCCACAGGCACCUACGUUGACGCGGUUCCCCCUCCUGGGGCGAACAUCGUCAGUGGCAUGUGGAUCUUCAGGGUGAAGCGGCCGCCGGGCUCUCCACCUGUCUUCAAGGCACGGUACGUUGCUCGUGGCUUCAGUCAGCGGCAGGGAGUUGACUACUUUCAGACCUUCUCUCCCACCCCGAAGAUGACUACUCUUCGGGUGCUGCUGCACAUAGCCGCUCAGCGCGACUACGAGCUUCACUCUCUCGACUUCAGCACUGCGUUCUUGCAGGUCUACGGUCUCCGCCACGCACCGCGUGAGUGGCACGACACACUGAGGACUACGCUUGCGGCUCUUGGGUUUGCUCCUUCUACUGCUGACCCGUCGCUGUUUCUUCGCACCGACACUUCCCUGCCGCCGUUCUACAUUCUCGUGUACGUCGACGACUUGGUCUUUGCCACAGCGGACACUGCUGGACUCGCCUACGUGAAGUCUGAGCUGCUGAAGAGACACACGUGCACAGACCUGGGUGAACUGCGCAGCUACCUUGGCUUGCAGAUCACUCGGGACAGAGCACGCCGCACCAUUACCUUGACUCAGUCACACAUGGUGCAGCAGGUCCUUCAGCGCUUUGGCUUCACGUACUCCUCGCCUCAGGCCACUCCUCUGCCUACUCGCCACUCACUCUCAGCUCUGCCUUCGGAUGAGUCCGUAGAGUCGAGUGGUCCGUAUGCAGAGCUUGUUGGCUGCCUCAUGUACCUGAUGACCUGCACACGACCUGACCUUGCAUACCCUCUGGGCAUUCUUGCACGCUAUGUUGCUCCUGGGAGACACAGACCGGAGCACAUGGCUGCAGCGAAGAGGGUAUUGCACUACCUGUGCAGUACGUCGGGCAUGGGGCUAGUGCUUGGAGGGCGGAGUCCAGUGGUCCUUACCGGCCACGCGGACGCUUCUUGGGCUGACGACCAGGCUACGCAGCGGUCGUCACAGGGUUACACCUUCAGCCUUGGUUCCGGCUCUGUCUCGUGGCGGUCUACUCGCUCGUCUUCGGUUCUCGGCUCCAGUUGUGAGGCUGAGAUCUACGCCGGGGCCAUGGCUGCACAGGAGCUUCGCUGGCUCACCUACCUGCUGACUGACCUUGGAGAGCCGCCUCGUUCUCCUCCAGUGCUGUACGUAGACAACAAGGCUAUGCUGGCCUUGUGUCGAGAGCAGCGCUUGGAGCACAGAACGAAGCACAUUGCUCUCCGCUACUUCCUUGCUCGUGAGCUGCAGCAGCGUGGUCAGUUGCGACUUGCGUACGUGGCCUCUGAGGCCAACACUGCUGAUGUGUUCACCAAGGCACUCGCGCCUUGUGACCAUCAGCGCUUUUGCACCCAGCUGGGUCUUGUGCCUGUCUUGCCUCACUUGCUCUCCUCUUGA